UACUUAAGGGACUCCGGCGCGCGCACGCGCUCAGCCAUGGUUCUGAGGCGCUUCUUGUCCGUGUUGCCUGUGGGCGCCCCCCGCCUCGCCCGGCUGACUACUGCGCCGGCGGCCCGCGAGCAGCCCCUCGCGAGCCCGCGGGCCAUGCCGGAGCUCGGGGCGGCCAAGGGCGCGCGGCCGCCGGUGCCGGCAGUGGACUUCGGCAACGCACAGGAGGCGUACCGCAGCCGGCGCAACUGGGAGCUGGUGCGCAGCCUCCUGGUGCUGCGCCUGUGCGCCUCGCCAGCGCUGCUGGCGCGCCACGAGCAGCUGCUCCAUGUGGCCAGGAGACUUCUGGGGCAAAGGCUGUUCGACAAGCUAAUGAAGAUGACUUUCUACGGGCAGUUUGUGGCUGGCGAGGACCAGGAGUCCAUCCGACCCCUAAUCCAGCACAACAGGGCCUUUGGGGUUGGCUCCAUCCUGGACUAUGGAGUGGAGGAGGACCUCAGCCCCGAGGAGGCAGAGCAGAAGGAGAUGGAGUCCUGUACAUCGGCUGCAGAAAGAGACGGCAGUGAUACAAGUAAGAGGGAGAAGCAAUACCAGGCCCACCGGGCCUUCGGGGACCGCAGGGACGGUGUCAUCAGUGCCCGCACCUACUUCUAUGCCAGUGAAGCCAAGUGUGAUGCCCACAUGGAGACGUUCCUGCGCUGCAUCGAGGCUUCAGGUGGAGCUAGCGAUGAUGGCUUCUCAGCCAUCAAACUCACUGCAGUGGGGAGGCCUCAGUUUCUGCUGCAGUUCUCAGAUGUGCUGACCAAGUGGAGACGGUUCUUUCACCAAAUGGCUGCAGAGCAAGGGAAGACUGGGCUCACUGCCAUGGACAUGAAGCUGGAGGUGGCCGCGCUGCAGGAAAGUGUGGCAAAGAUGGGCAUCGCGAGCAGAGCUGAGAUCAAGGACUGGUUCACGGUUGAGACCCUGGGUGUGUCUGGUACUGUGGACCUGCUGGACUGGAGCAGCCUCAUUGAUAGCAAGACCAAGCUCUCCAAGCACCUGGUGGUCCCGAACCCAGAGACAGGACAGCUGGAGCCUCUGCUGUCACGGUUCACGGAGGAGGAAGAGCUGCAGAUGACAAGGAUGCUGCAGAGGAUGGAUGUCUUGGCCAAGAAGGCCACAGAAGUGGGCGUGCGGCUGAUGGUGGAUGCCGAGCAGACCUACUUCCAGCCAGCCAUUAGCCGCCUGACGCUGGAAAUGCAACGCAAGUUCAACGUGGAGAAGCCGCUCAUCUUCAACACCUACCAGUGCUACCUCCGGGACGCCUAUGACAACGUGACUCUGGACGUGGAGCUGGCUCGCCGUGAGGGCUGGUGUUUUGGGGCCAAGCUGGUGCGGGGUGCCUACAUGGCCCAGGAACGCACCCGUGCCGCGGAGAUCGGCUACGAGGAUCCCAUCAACCCCACGUAUGAGGACACCAAUGCCAUGUACCACAGGUGCCUCGACUAUGUUCUGGAGGAGCUGAAGCACAACGCCAAGGCCAAGGUGAUGGUGGCUUCCCACAACGAGGACACGGUGCGCUUCACACUGGGCAGGAUGGAGGAGUUGGGCCUGCAUCCUGCUGAACACCAGGUGUACUUUGGACAGCUGCUGGGCAUGUGCGACCAGAUCAGCUUCCCGUUGGGCCAGGCGGGCUUCCCUGUGUACAAGUACAUGCCCUAUGGCCCAGUGAUGGAGGUGCUGCCCUACCUGUCCCGCCGUGCCCAGGAGAACAGUGGCAUCAUGAAGGGUGCCCAGCGGGAGCGGCAGCUGCUGUGGCAGGAGCUUACACGGAGACUCUGCACAGGCAACUUCUUCUAUCGCCCAGCCUAGAGCCC
Messenger RNA from Trichechus manatus latirostris (Florida manatee), 1844 nucleotides. It is a transcript of the gene PRODH, whose product is annotated as proline dehydrogenase 1. Bases 37 to 1839 code for a protein of 600 amino acids. The transcript has 14 exons. Gene Ontology annotation, molecular function: FAD binding; proline dehydrogenase activity. The record is from RefSeq and is a predicted model, not a curated record. NCBI's taxonomy places the organism in Eukaryota, Metazoa, Chordata, Mammalia, Sirenia, Trichechidae. Gene Ontology annotation, cellular component: mitochondrion.